AUGGAUGGUCUAUCCUCGGCGGCGAGCGUCAUCGCCGUUGUUCAAUUGACCGGAAGCCUCGUGAAGCUUUGCGGAGGCUAUAUCCAAGAGGUACGAAAUGCACGGGAAGAAAUUCUCACCCUGCAGCGGGCAAUCUUUGGUCUUCAAGAUUCCCUUCAAGCCCUGCAGAACAAUCUGCAAGAGAAUAAGGCAAAAUGCCCAUCUACAUCCUCACGACUACCCAGCGAUAUUACUGCUUGCCUCUCCGAUCUCCAAGCAUUAGAAGCAAGACUCGAUCGAGGAAAGGGAAAAGCGCUGAUGAGGAAAAUGGGCUUACGAGCCUUGAAAUGGCCCUUGGAACGCACGGAGGUGGAGGGCCUAAUAAGGAGACUGGAGAGAUAUAAGUCAUCAUUCCUCUUAUCUUUACAGGUGGACCAGACGUCCCUGAUGAUUAGUGUGGUCAAAAAUACGGAGCGGAUCAACCAACAUGUUGAUCUUGGAAAGUUAGAAAGCACAAUAGAUGCAGGGUUCGAGUCAUUCUCCGAUCGCGACGAAGUGGAAUGUCUCCCAGGCACAAGAACCGAGCUCCUCCGGGAAAUAACGGAGUGGGCUUUUUCACCAUCCUCGAAAAGUAUAUUCUGGUUGCAGGGGAUGGCUGGGACAGGAAAAUCCACAAUCUCUCGGUCGGUGGCAAGGUCGGCCAAGAAUCGUAACUAUCUGGGUGCCAGCUUCUUUUUUAAGAGAGGCGAGGCGGACCGAGGGAACGCAAAGAAGCUUUUCCCAACGUUAACCAGGCAACUGAUACUGUGGAAACCAGAGUUAAGACCUGGCGUGCAAAAGGCACUUGACAACGACCCUGACAUCUCAUCAAAAUCACUCAGGGAGCAAUUUGAGAAGCUACUCCUUCGACCGUUGCUCGGUUUUGAUCAACGCGAUCAACUGCCUGAGAAUACUGUGAUUGUUAUAGAUGCUUUGGACGAAUGUGAGCACGACCAAGAUGUUCAAAAUAUUAUUCGAUUGCUGCCUCGUCUGCAGGAGGUAAAAUCACUUUGCCUUCGAGUCUUCCUGACCAGCAGACCAGAGCUCCCCAUCAGCCUUGGGUUUUCAGAGAUCGGUAACGGGGUAUAUCAGGACCUGGCCCUUCAUGAGAUACCCGAAGAGGUGACGGAACACGACAUAGAGUUAUUCCUACGACACCGAUUUACGAAAAUCCAGCAUGAUAGAAAAGUCCCUCAGGACUGGCCUGGCGACGAUAUCAUCCAAGAGUUAGCUAGGGUAUCUGUUCCACUGUUUAUUUCGGCUGCCACCGUGUGUCGCUACAUCGAGAAUCCAAAAUGGGAACCUAAAUUCCGUCUCGCAGAGCUUCUCAACAACCAAGCCAAAUAUGUGUCCAAAAUGGACAAGACAUAUCUGCCAAUCCUGACGCGACUCCUCGAUGACCAAGAGAGUGAUGAGAGGGAACAACAGCAACUUCUACUAGAGUUUCAGGAUAUUGUGGGAGCUAUCAUCCUUCUUGCUGUUCCGCUUUCUAUAACCACACUCUCUCCGUUUCUUGGGAUAGAAGUGGACCAGAUCAGCAAUCGAUUGGAUUCCUUUCGGUCGGUUCUUAGCAUCCCCAGCGACGAAAAUCAGCCUGUUAGAAUUCUGCAUCUCUCAUUUCCGGAAUUUUUGGUCCAGACUACAACGAAGUUUCGUGUGGAUGCGCCAACCAAGCACAAAGACAUUGCAAAAUCCUGCAUGAGAACUAUGAUGCGUCUUCUACGGAGAGAUAUCUGCAAUAUAGCAGACCCUGGAGCGCGUAGGGCACAGAUCGACUCUCUGAGUAUCCACCAGUAUCUAUCGUCGGAGUUGCAAUACUCCUGUCGCUACUGGACACAUCAUCUCAAAAAUAGCCACGCUUUAUCUUCUGGCGUAGAAGAAGUGCAGCUGUUCCUCCAGAAACAUUUUCUUCACUGGAUGGAAGCGAUGAGCCUGCUGGGCCUUAUAUCAGAGAUGAUUGGUAUGCUCGACAUUCUCCAAAGGAUGGUACCAGACCGUAAUGGAAAUUCUACUCUGGCCGCCUUUCUACAUGAUGCAAAGCGGUUUGUUCUGAAAAACCGACAGAUAGCCGAUGAAGCGCCACUUCAAAUUUAUUAUGCAGGGUUGGUAUUUGCACCUCGAACGGCAAUAAUUCGCGAGCAGUUCCAAUCAGAGCUUCCUGAUUGGGUCUGCCGCUUCCCACAAGUUCAUGAUAACUGGAGCGCAGAACUGCAGACGCUCGAGGGCCAUACAGGCUGGGUUCACUCCAUGGCCUUCUCACCCGAUGGGCGACUGCUGGCGUCGGGCUCUGACGAUACGACAGUACGGCUCUGGGAUCCAGCCACGGGUGCUCUCCAGCAGAUGCUUAAGGGCCAUACAAGCUCGGUUCACUCCAUAGCCUUCUCACCCGAUGGGCGACUGCUGGCGUCCGGCUCUGAUGAUAAGACAGUAGGGCUCUGGGAUCCAGCCACGGGUGCUCUCCAGCAGACGCUCAAGGGCCAUACAAGCUCAGUUCACUCCAUAGCCUUCUCACCCGAUGGGCGACUGCUGGCGUCUGGCUCGUCGGAUAAGACAGUACGGCUCUGGGAUCCAGCCACGGGCGCUCUUCAGCAGAUGCUUAAGGGCCAUAUAAGCUGGGUUCCAUCCGUGGCCUUCUCACCCGAUGGGCGACUGCUGGCGUCGGGCUCGUACGAUGCGACUGUACGGCUCUGGGACCCAGCCACGGGUGCUCUCCAGCAGACGCUCAAGGGCCAUACAAGCUCGGUUCACUCUAUAGGCUUCUCACCCGAUGGGCGACUGCUGGCGUCCGGCUCUGACGAUAAGACAGUAGGGCUCUGGGAUCUAGCUACGGGUGCUCUCCAGCAGAUGCUCAAGGGCCAUACUAACUGGGUUCACUCCAUAGCGUUCUCACCCGAUGGGCGACUGCUGGCGUCUGGCUCGUCGGAUAAGACAGUACGGCUCUGGGAUCUAGCCACGGGCGCUCGCCAGCAGAUGCUUGAGGGCCAUACGCGCUGGGUUCGGUCCGUGGCCUUCUCACCCAAUGGCCGGCUGCUGGCGUCUGGCUCGUCGGAUAAGACAGUACGGCUCUGGGAUCUAGCCACUGGCGCUCCCCAGCAGAUGCUUGAGGGCCAUAUAAGUUGGGUUCACUCCAUAGCCUUCUCACUCGAUGGGCGACUGCUGGCGUCCGGCUCUGAUGAUAAGACAGUAGGGCUCUGGGAUCCAGCCACGGGUGCUCUCCAGCAGAUGCUUAAGGGCCAUACUGACUGGGUUCUGUCUGUGGCCUUCUCACCUAAUAGCCGGCUGCUGGCGUCCGGCUCCGGCGAUAAGACAGUACGGCUCUGGGAUCCAGCCACGGGCGCUCUCCAGCAGACGCUCGAGGGCCAUACAAACUUGGUUCCAUCCGUGGCCUUCUCACCCGAUGGGCGAUUGCUGGCGUCGGGCUCGUACGAUUCGACAGUACGGCUCUGGGAUCCAGCCACGGGCGCUCUCCAGGAGACGCUCAAGGGCCAUACAAGCUCGGUUCACUCUAUAGCCUUCUCACCCGAUGGGCGACUGCUGGCGUCCGGCUCCAAUGAUAAGACAGUAGGGCUCUGGGAUCCAGCCACGGGUGCUCUGAAGGAAUCCUUGAGCACCCAGGGACUUGUCACGAAGCUGGAAUUUUCGCAAGAUGGCUCUUACAUCUCUACUAACGUAGGAUUAUUCAAGGUCCAAUUCAGUUGUGGCAAGCCUAUCGCUGACUCACUAAAUAUGGACUCACACAUAUCUCUACAGAGAGAAUGGAUAGCUGUAAAUGGGCAACAAGCCCUAUGGCUCCCUCCCGAAGCUAGGCAUUCUUGUUCAACGGCCAAGUCGAACAUACUUGCCUUAGGACAUCCGUCAGGUCAGAUUUCCUUUUUGGGAUUCCAGAAAUAA
Penicillium canescens is the source of this 3909-nucleotide messenger RNA. Its product is annotated as WD40 repeat-like protein. Gene Ontology annotation, cellular component: transcription repressor complex; nucleus. The record is from RefSeq and is a predicted model, not a curated record. The transcript has 3 exons. Gene Ontology annotation, biological process: negative regulation of transcription by RNA polymerase II. NCBI's taxonomy places the organism in Eukaryota, Fungi, Ascomycota, Eurotiomycetes, Eurotiales, Aspergillaceae. The coding region runs from base 1 to 3909 and encodes 1302 amino acids. Gene Ontology annotation, molecular function: protein binding.